This is a messenger RNA of Oncorhynchus keta (chum salmon), 949 nucleotides long. RefSeq lists its product as uncharacterized. NCBI's taxonomy places the organism in Eukaryota, Metazoa, Chordata, Actinopteri, Salmoniformes, Salmonidae. The record is from RefSeq and is a predicted model, not a curated record. The transcript has a single exon. The annotation marks the transcript as partial.
GAGGCCAGUCCCAACCCAUCCCACGGUGCCUUAGAGGCCAGUCCCAACCCAUCCCACGGUGCCUUAGAGGCCAGUCCCAACCCAUCCCACGGUGCCUUAGAGGCCAGUCCCAACCCAUCCCACGGUGCCUUAGAGGCCAGUCCCAACCCAUCCCACGGUGCCUUAGAGGCCAGUCCCAACCCAUCCCACGGUGCCUUAGAGGCCAGUCCCAACCCAUCCCACGGUGCCUUAGAGGCCAGUCCCAACCCAUCCCACGGUGCCUUAGAGGCCAGUCCCAACCCAUCCCACGGUGCCUUAGAGGCCAGUCCCAACCCAUCCCACGGUGCCUUAGAGGCCAGUCCCAACCCAUCCCACGGUGCCUUAGAGGCCAGUCCCAACCCAUCCCACGGUGCCUUAGAGGCCAGUCCCAACCCAUCCCACGGUGCCUUAGAGGCCAGUCCCAACCCAUCCCACGGUGCCUUAGAGGCCAGUCCCAACCCAUCCCACGGUGCCUUAGAGGCCAGUCCCAACCCAUCCCACGGUGCCUUAGAGGCCAGUCCCAACCCAUCCCACGGUGCCUUAGAGGCCAGUCCCAACCCAUCCCACGGUGCCUUAGAGGCCAGUCCCAACCCAUCCCACGGUGCCUUAGAGGCCAGUCCCAACCCAUCCCACGGUGCCUUAGAGGCCAGUCCCAACCCAUCCCACGGUGCCUUAGAGGCCAGUCCCAACCCAUCCCACGGUGCCUUAGAGGCCAGUCCCAACCCAUCCCACGGUGCCUUAGAGGCCAGUCCCAACCCAUCCCACGGUGCCUUAGAGGCCAGUCCCAACCCAUCCCACGGUGCCUUAGAGGCCAGUCCCAACCCAUCCCACGGUGCCUUAGAGGCCAGUCCCAACCCAUCCCACGGUGCCUUAGAGGCCAGUCCCAACCCAUCCCACGGUGCCUUAGAGGCCAGUCCCAACCCAUCCCACG